Messenger RNA from Aspergillus ruber CBS 135680, 1323 nucleotides. RefSeq lists its product as uncharacterized. Lineage: Eukaryota; Fungi; Ascomycota; Eurotiomycetes; Eurotiales; Aspergillaceae. The coding region runs from base 1 to 1323 and encodes 440 amino acids. The transcript has 3 exons. The record is from RefSeq and is a predicted model, not a curated record.
AUGAGGGACAAAGAGAGACCGAUAAGCAGCGAACGGGACCUUGAGGGCUAUGAGCGAUCUGCUGUUGAGAAUCAUAUGCGGAACAUAAUCGCAGAGCUUUGCAAGAUACCUACCGCUCGAGAUGAAUUCCGUUUGGGUGAUGGAGUCCAGUUCGACAGCCAUGCCAAUGGCAUUGAUCUACAGACAAACCAACCAUCAAGAUCCGGAUCUUCCAGGCCUGAUCAGUAUUGCAUACACCGCAUUGACGAUGGUACUAGCGCACUUCUUACCACAGUCGAGUACAAGCCUCCACAUAAGCUACCUGUUGAGAGCCUUCACAGAGGUCUUAAGUCCAUAGACUUCUGGGAACAGAUGGUCAAGGCUCACGGUGUCCUAAUAUCGAGGACGAGAAAGCUGAAAGGAUCAUUGGAAGUGAACCCAGAAGAUGAUCAGAGUUUUCUGCAGCCAGCAACAGCUAUCGCUCGGGUAUUGUGUCUCUGUCUGAUGAGUUUUCGCUCACGUCUUCGUAGCCAACAGUGGCGAAACGAAGCAGACGCGCAGCUCCCAAUCUGGAAGUCUAGCUUUGGUAGCUUAGAUGGCACUUGGUCUACAGUCUCCGAAUUUGAAUCGCCACAAAGUAUCCCGAAUUCAAAGCACACUUAUCCUAGCCCCAAAUCCACCACAUCCGAGUUUCUGCCGCCGUCGUCAUCCUCAGCGGAAUCCCCUACCGCUGAGGGACGCCGAGCGCCAACCCGGUCUCGGCCUGGCUGCUCACCUUUCACCGCAACACACCAUGAUAAAUUCUCAGAUUCAGAUUCGGAUUUUCAAGCUUCAAGUCAACGAAAACGUGGUUUUAGCAAGGUUGGCUCUUCUCCGCCGGUUCAACGAGUGCAUAACGCACGCUUUUGUACACAGCAGUGUCUACAUGGCCUGCAGCAGGGUGAUCUGCUCGAUGAUGCCUGCCCGAAUGUGAUGCUCCAUAAACAGGGUGGAGACGGUAGGCGGCACGCCAUUGAUUUCACAACUUUGGUGCAACUGGUGAAGCGACAGCUGGGUGACAAUAUCGACCGGAACUGCACGCCAAUGGGAGACUGUGAAGCACCAGGAGCACUGUUCAAGCUCACCUGUGCUGCAUAUGGGUACACUGUUGUUGGAAAAGGCACGACCUGCUGGUGGCCGGAGCUCUUGCGCGAAGCUGAGGUUUAUCGUGUCCUGCAGCAGGCUCAGGGUUCUGCAGUUCCUGUUUUCCUGGGAGCAAUUGACCUAAAGAAAACCUACUUCCUCCAUGGGGCUGGAGCAAUUCGGCAUAUGCCCUCAAGCAGCAGCGGAACGUGCUGGGGAUAG